Messenger RNA from Ipomoea nil (Japanese morning glory), 929 nucleotides. Its product is annotated as 36.4 kDa proline-rich protein-like. The record is from RefSeq and is a predicted model, not a curated record. The transcript has a single exon. Lineage: Eukaryota; Viridiplantae; Streptophyta; Magnoliopsida; Solanales; Convolvulaceae. The coding region runs from base 88 to 750 and encodes 220 amino acids.
UCCCAUCAAACUUAUAUAUGAUUCACAAUUGUUCCUAGAAGAACAUCAAAAUUGGACUCAAAAGUGAAAACCCUAGCCUCCAUUGUUAUGGGUUUCAAGUUUUCAGCUUUGUUCUUCAUUUGCAUGGCUUUCAUGGCGGCUUUCUUGCCCCCGCCGCCGGUUUAUGGCUGUGGAGGCUGCAGCCCGCCGUCUUAUCCUCCUUACCACCGCCCUAGCCCGCCCAAAACUCGCCCCCAUCCACCCAAAACUCCCCGCCCACAUCCGCCGGUUGUAAGACCUCCGGUCAUUUCACCGCCUCCCGGCGGCAUCUUGCCGCCGAUCGUAAACCCUCCGGUCGUUUUACCCCCUAUCGGCAUCCUGCCGCCGAUAAUCAACCCACCCGGCGGUGGAUACCCACCUUAUACUCCCGCUCCUGGCGGAGGUGGCGGCGGCGGCGGCGGAGGAGGAGGAGGAGGAGGGGGGACAAUUAUUCCUCCACCGGCGGCGAAAUGCCCAAUAAACGCGCUGAAAUUAGGGCUGUGUGUUGACGUUCUGGGCGGAUUGGUGCACGUGGGAAUAGGGAAUCCGGUGGAGAAUGUGUGCUGCCCGGUGCUUCAAGGGCUGCUGGAGCUAGAGGCGGCGGUAUGUCUGUGCACCACCAUAAGAAUAAAGCUUCUCAACCUCAACAUAUUCCUUCCACUAGCUCUGCAACUUCUCGCCACUUGUGGCCUAACUCCUCCGCCUGGAUUUGUUUGUCCUCCUCUUCUUUAGUUCUCUCAUAUGAUCUUCUCAUUUUCCAGAAUCCUUAUUGCAUGCAAUGUUUUUCAUUCUUCUUAUCAGAGAGAGAGAGAGUGCAAAAUUUAAUAAUGUAAUCUAGGUGUAAGUUAAUUGCCAAUUAACAGCCUAUUAUGUCAAUCUUAGUACUUCAAUUAUUAUUAUUAUUAAGGUGU